This is a messenger RNA of Osmerus eperlanus (European smelt), 1358 nucleotides long. It is a transcript of the gene chst14, whose product is annotated as carbohydrate (N-acetylgalactosamine 4-0) sulfotransferase 14. The transcript is spliced from 2 exons. Bases 137 to 1255 code for a protein of 372 amino acids. Gene Ontology annotation, cellular component: membrane. NCBI's taxonomy places the organism in Eukaryota, Metazoa, Chordata, Actinopteri, Osmeriformes, Osmeridae. Gene Ontology annotation, molecular function: sulfotransferase activity. The record is from RefSeq and is a predicted model, not a curated record. Gene Ontology annotation, biological process: dermatan sulfate proteoglycan metabolic process; carbohydrate biosynthetic process.
UCGAUAGCGGUAUGAAAAUCUUUGCAGUCAUGGGUACGUGGUUGAUGUAAAGUUUUUAGCUACUUUAGUUUAUAACCUUAUUCAAAAGGUAGAUUUGGAAACCGACUCAAGUUUUUUUUAUUUAUUAAUAAAGAUAAUGCCUCCAAGGAAGCUGGAUUUCGCCAUGAACAGAGCAGGCGAUGCGAGGAGUGGGUCUGUUAUGAACUUCAGAACAACCGUGAGUUCUGGUUCUUUGCGCCGCAAUUCUGCAGUCUUGCCGUCGGUGCUGACUUUUGCUGUCAUCGUGGCGUCCGGAGGCCUCCUUCUCAUGAUAGAGAAAGGAAUGCUGAAUAGUAUGGAGACACCCCCACCUCGGGGGUACGGAAAAAGGUCAGACUACCUCAGACAAGCUCGACAUCAGGACGUUGCAGCGGACACUGAAUUCCAGAUCCUACAGGAGAUUCGUAACCGCACCAUCAAGACGAUGUGUGGUCAGAAAAACAUGCCUCACAGUUUGUGGUCGCUGAGUCCUUUCCAGAGAAAGGUUUUGCUGCAGCACAUUUUAGUCAACGACGAGCAUCGCUUCCUCUACUGCUACGUCCCCAAGGUAGCCUGCUCCAACUGGAAGAGGGUUCUCAAAGUUCUGAGUGGAGCCUUGGAGAACGUGAAAGUCAACAUCAAGAUGGACCAUCGCAGUGAUCUCCUCUUUCUCUCCUCCCUGAAGCCUGAGGAAAUCCGCUACAGGCUCAAGCACUACUUCAAGUUUAUGUUCGUGAGGGAGCCAAUGGAACGCUUGCUCUCUGCUUACAAGAACAAGUUCGGAGAGAUCGAGGCCUAUCAGAAAAAGUAUGGAGCAGAGAUCAUCCGGCGGUACCGCAAGGGCCACGCCAAGGACACGUCCGUGACAGGAGAUGAUGUGACGUUUACCGAGUUUGUACGUUACCUGCUAGAUGAGGAUGUCGAACGUAUGAAUGAGCACUGGAUGCCCAUCUAUAACCUGUGCCAGCCGUGUGCCGUUUCCUAUGACUUCAUCGGCUCCUACGAGCAGUUGGAGAGUGACGCGGAGUUUGUGCUAAAGCGGAUCGGAGCACCUCCGCACGUCCACUUUCCAGAACGGCAAACAUGGUACAAGCCUGUCACCACGGAGACGUUGCACUAUUACCUGUGCAGCCUACCACAAAAGCUCCUUCGGGAACUCCUUCCAAAGUAUAUUUUAGACUUCUCCCUAUUUACCUACCCUCUCCCCAACACAACCACUGAAUAUUGCAGACAUUAACUGUGCUGAAAGAUGCCGUUUUUUUGUUUGACAUUUUUAUUCUUUUAUACAGUAUGGUACUAAACCUGUGCGUUUUUAUUCUUAAAGAAUAUUGACAUCUGGA